AUGCAUGAUAUGCUGCUCUGUGGCGCUAUUAUGGUAAAAUAUGAACAAGAACCACUUCACUCACAAACAUUCUCUCCUGUGCUAUUAUUUGCAGAUAUUGAGAACCCCAAAGCAGCAGCAGCGGAAGUCAUGAGCACUGAGAAACUCCUCGCUGGUGCGGCAUUCACGGAUGUGGAGAAACGCGAUGUUCAUCUGUAUGUGGAGUUACAAU
Molecule: messenger RNA, 211 nt
Organism: Sphaeroforma arctica JP610
Lineage: Eukaryota; Ichthyosporea; Ichthyophonida
Exons: 1
Source: RefSeq, a predicted model, not a curated record